AUGCUGUGGAAAGCGCGUCUCGCGCUGCUGCUGUUCUAUUGUUGUGGAUCGUGCAGCUGGGCGCGCGAGCAGCAGCCCGAGUCCAGCGAAGAGCCGGCGCGCGCAGACACGCACUGGGCGCCCGCGACUGAAGUGCUGGAGUUCGGCUACGUCCCGUCCGUGGUGUACGAGACGCACGCGUACUAUGAGCCGGGAGCCAUCGGCCUCCUCUUCCACAUGGUGCACGCGUUCCUCUACGCCGUGCAGCCCAACCCCUUCCCCAAAGACCUCAUUGUAAAACUUCUACAGCAAAACAUGGGAGGAAUUAAACCAGAGGAGCUCCAGAAGCCUGAGAACGUUGUCCUAACACUACAGGCUAUUUACUAUGAGAUAGGCUUCAUCGUGCUGGCGGUGUUGGGGGUUUUGUUUGUGAUGCUUAUGCCGCUGGUGGGCUUUUUUUUCUGCCUGUGCCGCUGCUGUGAGAACUGUGGAGGAGAAAUGCAUCAGAGACACCGCAAGAACGCUGACUGCCAGCGGGGCUUUUAUACAGCCAGCCUCAUUGCUUCAUCUAUCUUCAUCACAGUGGGUGUGCUAGUUGCCUACACAGCGAACCAUAAUAUCACCACCCGGAUCAAAAGCACCAGAAGACUUGUCAGCACGAACAUAAGAGACUUGAAAUCAUUCGCCAAUUAUACACCAGCGCAAAUAGAUUACCUGACUGCACAGUACACAACAGCCAAGAAUAAAGUACUCUCAGAUUUAGACAACAUUGGGCCUUUACUGGGUGGCCGAAUACACAACCAGCUGGAGAAAGAAGUGGUGCCUGCUUUAGACAACGCCCUACGCAUGACAGGAGCAAUGCGGGAGACUAAGGAGGCUCUAGAAAGUGUAAGUACGUCUUUGGAGACCCUGCAAGACGGGACAGGGAAGCUGCAGAGGUCCCUGCAGUCCGAGCGUGCUUCACUCUCAAACACUCUCAACGAUCCAGCCUGCAGCAACGGAGAUGUCUCACACACGUGCAACAACGUUAGAGGCACGCUCAGCCAGCUUGCUAUCAGUGCCAACUUUAAUGGGCUCCCUGAUGUAAGCCCCCAACUGACAAAUCUAGAAACCGUGAUGAGGACUGACCUCAGCUACAUCGUACAGAAGGGUUACUCUGCUUUUAAUGACACUCCUAGGAUGGUGAGCGAACAGACAAGAGGCGUUGUGUCAACCCUGCCAAGGGUGAAAGCUUUGUUGGAUAAGUCAGGUGCAGAGAUUGUUGGCUUCACUAAGAUGUUCCCGGUGGAACCAGCACUAGAGAACUUCACCAAGUUCCUCACAGAAGGACAGAAGAACAUUGAGGCAUACUAUCCUCAGAUAGACCAGUUUGAUUUCUACAGAUGGAUCGCUUGUGUUGUGGUGUGCUGUAUGCUGGUGCUGAUCCUGGCCUUCAACUUCCUGGGAUUGAUGUGUGGAUCAUGUGGCUAUGAUAAGAACGCCACCCCCACCACACGAGGCUGCCUGUCAAACACUGGCGGCAAUCUCCUCAUGGCAGGUGUCGGGUUCAGCUUCAUCUUCUCCUGGAUUUUGAUGGGAGUUGUAGUCACUACGUUUGUUGCUGGAGGCAACAUGGAGAAGCUUGUGUGUGAGCCUCUGGCCAACAGACAGCUGUAUAAGGUGAUAGACACACCAUACUUGGUCCAUCCAGGUAAAAAGAACUUUCUCCCUGGAUUGCUGUUUCAAGACCCCAACCUUGAACUUACCAUUGGCAGCCUGUACAGGGAUUGUUAUGAGAAUAGCGGCAUAUAUGCUGCAUUACAACUGGAGAACAAGUUCAACUUCAUUAGGUUUAUCAAUGCAACAGUGUAUAAUCAGGAGCUGGCUAAUAUAUUUGGUGGAGUGAAAGUGGACCUGCAAGGAAUAAUACUACUAGAGCAAGAGGGCAAAGACAACCUCAUUAACUUUGCUAAUACAGGCCUUGGAGAAAUCAACUACCAGGCUUACCUUUCAGAGGUAAAUAAAGGAGUGACUGUUGUGGAUCUUCUGUCUUUUGCGAAUGAACUGGAGGCCCAGGCCGACCAUCUGCCCCGUGGAGCUCUGGGGAAUGCACUGAAGGGUCACGCAAGCAGCAUCAGACAGAUCCAUAAAGAACAAGUGUUGCCCAUGGAGCAAGCUAUGAGUUCUCUCAGUCAAAGUAUCACGUUACUUCAGACCACUUCCAGAGAGCUUCCUGCUAAAGUGACCAACGUGCUGAGUGCCAUUGAUGCAGCUGAGUAUCUCAUUGCCAACAAUGCCUCACAUGUUGUCAAACAGGAGACAGAAAAAUACAUCAAGAACCUGGUGGGAUACUUCAGGCAGUACACUAACUGGGUCCAGAAUUCGUUAACAUUGGAGGUGGCUCAGUGUAAACCAAUUAGCAACAUCAUAGACUCUCUGGAGAUUGUUGGCUGCAGUUUUAUAGUGGACUCAGUGAACACAUUCUGGUUUGGUCUAGGUGGCUGCUGUUUGUUCCUUAUCCCCAGUAUCAUCAUGUCGGUCAAACUUGCCAAAUUCUACCGCAGAAUGGACACUGAGGACGUAUUCGAUGAGUGA
Messenger RNA from Colossoma macropomum (tambaqui), 2553 nucleotides. RefSeq names its product prominin 1 b (gene prom1b). Bases 1 to 2553 code for a protein of 850 amino acids. Gene Ontology annotation, cellular component: cell surface; apical plasma membrane; prominosome. The record is from RefSeq and is a predicted model, not a curated record. NCBI's taxonomy places the organism in Eukaryota, Metazoa, Chordata, Actinopteri, Characiformes, Serrasalmidae. Gene Ontology annotation, molecular function: cholesterol binding. The transcript is spliced from 24 exons.